GGCCAUCAGAUUCACUCAUUGAAAGCUCCCUCUCUCUCUCAACUUUUCUCAACUGCACUUGAAGAGGAAGCUUUGACAGUUGCCUCAUUUGCAACUACACUGUCACAUGUAUCUUCCUCCCUUUUCCUUUCCCUCUCCCAAUUUUUGAAAAAUCAGAGCCCAACUUUUCAGAAAGGGGCCUCCAAUUUGCAUGCCAAACCCCAUUUCAACAUCUCACUGCAUUAAUUCCCGGUACGUUCGAAUCUCCUCCACCCCUCCUUUUUUGACCCAUUUAAAGCAUUUUCGGCAGUUACCAAUUUUCAUUUCAAAAGGGGGCCUCACCGCUUCUAAACCACCCUAUUUCUGUCUCUAGAUCUGUUGGUUUUUUUUAUUGGAGUGAUUCUUGGCUUUUCUAUGCGUAUUUCUUGCUCCAAGAUUGGAUUUUUCGGCUUGCUGUGAUAUAGAGAGUCUUGAUUGGAGUGAUUCUUCUUUGCUUUUGUAUGCAUAUAUCUUGCUCCAAGAUUGGAUUUUUCGGUUGCUAUGGUGUAGAAUCACGUUAGGUAUAGGUGUGGUUGGAGGAUGCCAAGGCAGAAUUUGAUCAAUGUGGAUGUGAGGAUUGGUGCGAGGAAAUGCAAAGUGAGGAAGAGGGGUUGUUCAUCGUCUUCCUCGUCGUCGUUGGUGCAGAAUAGCCGGUUGAAGCGAGCUUUUUUGGUGGGGAGACGAGUGGGAUCGAGCACCCCUGUGCCGAGGUGGAAGAUGAUGAGCUCGAGAUCACCAUCGAUGGAGAGUGGUGACAAGGCAGCACUCAAGUAUUUGGCGGUGAGGGGUGGGGAGGAGGCGAGGGAGAUGUCGAUCUCAGCCCGGAAACUGGCUGCCACUCUGUGGGAGAUUGAUGGCCUGCCUUCACCAAGAGUAAGGAGGGAGAGUUUGAAUGGGGUUGGGGGAGUUGUUAGGAGGGAGAGGAUGUUGGAGGAGGCGAAGAAGCCGGGAUCAACGGCUCUUGCCUUGUCUGAUCUCUUUGGUAGUCAUGUCUCUGAGGUGGGGAUUGGGUGUUUACUUGUUGUGUUGUGUUGUAACUCUGCGCGUUUAUCCCUUUUCUCGGCCCUAAAGUUUGAGCUCGACCGGGCUUGUAUCCACGUGAGUAAAUUGAUCCAAGAGCAACGGAAGGGGGGUGAGAUUGCUGUUUUGUUGAAGCAGUUAGAAGAGGAGAAGUUGGUUUGGAAAUUGAAAGAGCAGGAUAAGAUUCGGAGGGCCAUAGCCUCGGUAAACGGGGAGCUCGAAUCGGAGAGGAAAAUGAGGAGGCGGACGGAGAGGCUUAACAAGAAGCUCGGUACAGAAUUGGCGGAGACGAGGGAGUCCCUGGCUAAGAUGAGCAAGGAGCUCGAGAGCGAGAAGAGGGCACGGGAGAUAUUUGAGCAAGUGUGCGAUGAGCUGGCUCGGGGAAUAGGGGAGGACCGGGCUGAGGUGGAGGAGCUCAAGAGGCGCUCGGCUAAGGUCUGCGAAGAGGUGGAGAAGGAGAGGGAGAUGAUGCAGAUGGCUGAUGUGCUGCGUGAGGAGCGAGUGCAGAUGAAGCUCGCGGAGGCCAAGUAUCAGUUCGAGGAGAAGAACGCGCUCGUUGACACGCUGAGGAACGAGCUCGAGGCCUACUUGAAGUCCAAGAAUGGCGAAGAGCAGCAACAAGGCGAUGGCUCCCCGAGCUACGACAAGAUCAAGGAGCUCGAGAGAUACUUGAGGGAGACGCUGCCUAGCCCAUAUGAGUACCAUGAUAAAGCAAGAGACGACGUUUUGGACGUCUCACUAGUAAACAGAGUUGAUCAACACGAAGAAGAAGACGAUGAUGAUGACGAUGAUGACGAUGACGAUGAGGAGGAGGACGACGAAGACGAUUCAGCUGACAGCGACCUCCACUCCAUCGAACUAAACAUGGACGACAUCAGCAAGAGCUUUCAAUGGAGCGACACGGCCAAAGCAGAGUCGAAGAGGAACUCAAUCGACAAGAGCAAAGGGAGAAGGUCCAUCAAGAAGCCACCACCACCACCACCAGCACUCGCCAUUUCAACCGAUGGGAACAAACAAGAAACACUAGACGUGUUCGACAGAAGAGGGCUAUUCGAGUUCUCAUCACAGCCAUGGAAGAAGAGCGACGUGGAAGACGAGCUCGAGAGAUACAACAUGAUCAAAGACCUAAGAGACCACAUAGUUUCCACUUCAAGAAUUGCAUCCUCUCAAGAGGAUGAUCCUCCCAAUGGCGUCGUGCCCUGUCACGGCUAGCAGCUAUACGCGAGGCGUGGCGUGACGUCACGCCUUUCGGAAAAAACUCCCCUCUAGCAUGUGUCAUGAAUUCAAGAGUGUAAACAGAAAAUUUUUGUUUCCAUACAUAAAGUGAGUAACUGUAUAAAUUAUGCUACUUUUUUCCUCUGCAAGGAAUGAAAAUGAUAUAUUUGUUGAAAUUUCUUCUACCAA
Molecule: messenger RNA, 2442 nt
Organism: Salvia hispanica
Lineage: Eukaryota; Viridiplantae; Streptophyta; Magnoliopsida; Lamiales; Lamiaceae
Source: RefSeq, a predicted model, not a curated record